Suillus paluster is the source of this 3103-nucleotide messenger RNA. Its product is annotated as glycosyltransferase family 39 protein. The transcript has 10 exons. The coding region runs from base 96 to 2906 and encodes 936 amino acids. Gene Ontology annotation, biological process: protein O-linked glycosylation via mannose. NCBI's taxonomy places the organism in Eukaryota, Fungi, Basidiomycota, Agaricomycetes, Boletales, Suillaceae. The record is from RefSeq and is a predicted model, not a curated record. Gene Ontology annotation, molecular function: dolichyl-phosphate-mannose-protein mannosyltransferase activity. Gene Ontology annotation, cellular component: membrane; endoplasmic reticulum.
AGCACAUUUUCUACUAUCCCUACUUGGCGCCUUCUGCCCUUCAUCUAGAUACUUUUUGUCUUUUUUUUUUUUUCGUUUUGUCUUCAUUCUAGGUCAUGGCCGCCAACGUCAGAGUGCGGCGUCCAGCUACUCCGCCCCCCGGUCUUCCACAUGCCGCUCCUUCCUCUCAUAAAUAUCCACCAGUACGACAAGACCACUUGAGUGCAGAUGAACGGCGAGAAGCAGCUUCCAAGGGGUAUGGGCCUGGCCGACGAAGUCAUUCGCCAGGUGGUCUCAACGUCACACCUGGAGAAUGGAAACUGCUGGUGGUUGUCCUUCUGAUUGCAGCCGGCGUCAGGAUGUUCCGUAUAUCGAAACCAGAUAGUGUAGUUUUCGACGAGGUGCACUUUGGUAAGUUUGCAGCACGCUAUAUCAAAACGCGGUAUUUUGUCGAUGUGCACCCUCCACUUGCAAAGUUGCUGAUCACGGCGGCGGCCUUCGUAUUUGGCUUCAAUGGCGAUUUUGACUUCAAGGACAUUGGGAAGGUCUUUGACAAUGUGCCAUAUGUUGCUAUGCGAAUGGUACCCGCUACAUUUGGAGUCGCAACUAUUCCCCUCGCAUAUCUCACCCUACGAGCUCUUGAUUGUCGCGCAACCACCGCCCUACUGGCAUCAAUAUUCCUGACAUUCGAGAACGGACUGAUCACACAAUCCCGCCAUAUCCUGCUGGAUUCUCCCCUCGUAUUUUUCACGGCUCUCGCCACCUUCUUUUUUGUGGGGUUUUCGAAUGAGGAUAAGAAGGAACCAUUUACCGAACAGUGGUGGACGUGGCUCAUUUUGACUGGUCUGUCUCUAGGCGCCGUCGUAUCCUGCAAAUGGGUUGGCCUAUUCACAAUUGCUACGGUUGGCGUUGUCACCAUCUUGCAAUUGUGGCUUCUCUUGGGAGACCUUCGUGUCAGUCCAAGGAUGUGGGCUAGGCAUUUCUUCGCGCGGGCUGUUGGUCUCAUCUUGAUACCUAUCCUUUUCUACAUGAUGAUGUUCCAGCUGCAUUUCGCCAUUCUCGGAAGUUCAGGAGAGGGUGACGCGUUUAUGAGCUCGGAAUUCAGGCAGACACUAGGUCAAGGGAUGCAGGACACGUACGCAGAUGUUGCAAUUGGUUCAGAGAUCACAAUCCGACAUCUGAACACACAAGGCGGUUAUCUACACUCCCAUGCUCACAAUUACCCUGGAGGAAGUGCACAGCAACAAAUCACACUAUACCCUCAUAGGGAUGAGAACAAUAUCUGGCGAGUGCUCAACGCAACAAUCGAUAGCUAUGAACAGUACGACUACGAGCGCAAGCCUAUCGUGUAUAUCGACGACGGCUCCCGCAUCAAGUUAAGGCAUAUCGUGACCGAUAAGGCGCUCCAUUCGCACGACGUCCGCCCGCCCGUAUCAGAUGUCGACUUCCAGAACGAGGUUUCAGGGUACGGCAUGUCUGGCUUCGUCGGCGACAUCAACGACGACUGGGUUGUUGAGAUUGAAAAGGGCGACCGCGGUGAUAAGGAGUCGAACACACGCUUGAGGACGUUGAGGACGCAUUUCAAGCUUAGGCACCUGAAUACAGGCUGCUACCUCUUCUCGCACAAGGUGAAGCUCCCCGAGUGGGGUUUCGAUCAGCAGGAGGUCACGUGCAACAAGAACGCUGUCAAGACCAACUCGUUAUGGUACGUCGAGACUGCUGCGAAGCAUCCACAACUAUCGGUCAAUGCUCCAAAGGUCAACUACAAGAUCCCUGGUUUUCUGUCCAAGUUCUGGGAGCUUCAGCGGGUUAUGUGGACUACGAAUGCUGGAUUGACGGAUCGUCACAUGUACGACUCUCGACCUCUGAGCUGGCCUGGACUUCGCCGUGGCAUUAACUUCUGGGUCAAGGAUCAUCGCCAGAUCUACCUAAUCGGCAAUCCAUUUGUUUGGUGGUCAAGCACGGUUGCGGUCGUCACAUACAUGUUCGUCAGAGGGUUCCUCAUACUCCGCGCGAAGAGAGGAUAUCGUGAUUUUGACAACACCAAGGUUGUCAAGUAUGAUUCCCUCUGCGGCUUUCUCUUCGCCGGGUACUGCUUGCACUACUUCCCCUUCUUCCUCAUGGGCCGCCAACUCUUCCUUCACCACUACUUCCCUGCAUUAUACUUCGCAAUUCUGCUCAACUGCGCCGUUUUUGACCUCGUCACAUCGACUCUACGACCAAAGAUUCGGUUACAGAUCGCUGCUGUGCUCAUGAUCAUAGCAAUCAUGACAUUCUCGAAAUUUAGUUCCCUAGCCUAUGGCGAUCCUUGGACGAAAAAGAAAUGCACAAACGGGCAGUGGGUAAAGACUUGGGAUUUUUCCUGUAACGAGUUUUUGGACGAAUACUCUCAGUAUUCAGGUGUCACUGUUCCUACUUUGAACCGGAACACCCCGAUGGCGACAAUUGGAGGUGAGCCCGGUGGGCGCGCAGCUAUUGUGGUCGAGGACAAGCUCGGGCAAGAUGCCGUCGUUCCGCCUCAAGACGAACAGAGCACCGCCGUCCCGAUUGGCGCUCCGGAGCCUGGGCGAGAUGUGUUUGCCAAAGAUAAACAAAAGGAGAUCAAGAGUCAGUUGCUUGCGAUGGAUGUGCCGGUUCCUGUGGAUGAGAAGGAGAUCAGUGUGGUGACGUUCGAGCCAACCAGUGCAGCGCCGGAACUAGCAGCUGGAGAAAAAGAGGAGGCUAAGGUGCAAGGAGGUAGCGUGAGUAGUAUUGGUGAGCCGGAGGAUCAGGCGCAUUCUGAAUUCAUCAACAAUCUGGAAGAAGAGGUUGAGGUUGGUGAGGAUAACGAUGACCUUCGGAAACUUCACGGACCCCUUGACCACGAGGAAGCCAUUGCAGAUCAGGUGGCACAUGAGUUAUAUCCCGAGGCCAGGGACGCCGAGUAAUUUAUUUAGGAAUCUGUAAUUUGUUGCUGUAGGUGGUGUUUCCUAAGUAAACUAGAUUGUGCACUCGACGACACUAGUAAUCAUAUCUAUGCGGCACAGGGGUUGGAGCUUGAUGGACGUUGGGGAUACGUACUAUUUACUUAUUUCCUGCUUGUAUCUGGAAUGAGGGUCUGGGACUUUGCCCUUCCCUUCUCUUA